AUGAGAGGCCUUGCUUAUUUUAAAAAAGGUGACAUUCAUUUCACAAAAGAGUUGCCAGAACCAGUAAUUACAGCAGACGAUGAAUUGAUAAUUGACGUCGCCUAUUGUGGUGUAUGUGGUACAGACUUACAUGAAUAUACAGAUGGACCAAUUUUCAUGCCAAAGGAUGGGGAAGUCAAUCCAUUGUCAAAUGAACCAUUACCACAGGCAAUGGGUCACGAAAUGUCUGGUUAUGUCGUUAAGGUUGGUCCUAAAGUGACCAACUUUAAACCUGGUGAUAGAGUGGUUGUUGAGGCUAGUGCUGCAUGUGUUGACCUGCAUCGUUGGCCAAAUUCAAAACAUGCUAAUGCUCCACAAUGCGACGCUUGCGAAGAUGGAUGUGAAAAUUGUUGUGAUUACGCUGGUUUCACGGGUCUUGGUGUCUGUGGUGGUGGGUAUGCUGAAAGAAUGAAGGCUAUUGAACAUCACGUGGUCAAAUUACCUGAUUUUUUACCAAUGGAUGUUGGUGCAUUGAUAGAACCAUUAUCUGUUGCAUGGCAUGGGGCUAGAGUAGCUAAGUUCGAAGAGGGCAAGACAGCACUAGUCUUGGGUUCAGGUCCAAUUGGGCUGGCUAUGAUUUUAGUGUUAAAAGCAAAAGGUGCUAAGAAAAUUGUGGUUAGUGAACCUGCAAGUAUUAGAAGAAUGUUGGCUGAUAAGUUGCAUGUAGAGACUUUUGAUCCAUCAAUACACAGUGAUUCAGCUGUUGAAAAACUGCGUUCUAUUCCUGACGCUAGAAACGGAUUUGAUUUUGCCUUUGACUGUUCUGGUGUUGAACCAACUUUCCAUGCCGGUAUUGCAGCUGUUCAUUAUAGGGGUACGUAUUGUAAUAUCGCCAUUUGGGGGAAAGGUUUGGAUUUCAAUCUGAUGGACAUUACUUUACAAGAAAAGAAUGUAACCGGAUCCAUUGGUUACACUGUCGAAGAUUUUAAACAAGUGGUCCACGCAUUUGAAACUAAAAAGAUAGAUCCCAAGGAAUGUAAAUUAUUAAUCACUGGUAAACAUAAGAUUGAAGAUGGUUGGGAAAAAGGUUUCUUGGAAUUGAUAAAUCAUAAAGACAUCCAUAUUAAGAUUUUAUUGACUCCAAACAACCAUGGAGAAUUAGGUCAUUGA
Messenger RNA from Arxiozyma heterogenica, 1149 nucleotides. It is a transcript of the gene BDH1, whose product is annotated as (R,R)-butanediol dehydrogenase. Gene Ontology annotation, biological process: butanediol biosynthetic process. Lineage: Eukaryota; Fungi; Ascomycota; Saccharomycetes; Saccharomycetales; Saccharomycetaceae. Gene Ontology annotation, molecular function: (R,R)-butanediol dehydrogenase activity; zinc ion binding. Gene Ontology annotation, cellular component: cytoplasm. The transcript has a single exon. The coding region runs from base 1 to 1149 and encodes 382 amino acids. The record is from RefSeq and is a predicted model, not a curated record.